Marchantia polymorpha subsp. ruderalis is the source of this 1533-nucleotide messenger RNA. NCBI's taxonomy places the organism in Eukaryota, Viridiplantae, Streptophyta, Marchantiopsida, Marchantiales, Marchantiaceae. The record is from the annotation of a GenBank genome assembly.
GGCUCCUCCUCAGAUCACUUGAAGCUCCGCUUUCCUGCAUAGAAGUGCACCUGACCACAACUGCAACGACCAACACUCGAGUUCGAUAGCUCACCAGUUCUAAAAAUGAGUCCACAUCAGAACCUGGGAGAUGACGAAGCUGGGAGGGUGAAAGCUUUGCAAUUAACUGCGAUGCUUGCCCUACCAUUCAGUUUGAAAGCUGCUGUGAAUUUAGGGGUACCCAAAAUUUUGGUGGACGCAGGUUCAGGAGCUGAGCUUACAGCUGAAGACAUUGCGAAGUCCAUUACCAAGCUCUCGGACCGCUCUGCAGAUGCCAGAAAUUUGGAUCGCAUCUUGAGAGUUUUGGCAGCGCACAACAUCGUGACGGAGAUUGUAUCGAAGAAUGCCAAUGACUCCGACAGUCCUCAGAGGUGUUAUGGACCCACUUCAACUCUCAAGUAUUUCACUGAUAACGAAGAUGGAGUUUCGCUAGCUCCAUUUCUUCUUAUGACCACUGAUCCUGUUUUCCUACCAACCUUUCAAUACCUUCACUUGCCAGUUCUGGAUGUGAAAGUGGAGCCUCACGUUCUUGUUCAUGGUAUGAAAUCCUUCGAGUACGCUGCAACCGAUGCUAGAUUUGACAAGCUGUUCAAUAAAGCCAUGCAUGAUCACACACACUUGGAAUUGUCGGCAUUACUGAAGAAGUACAGAGGCUUUGAGACCUUGACCUCAGUAGUCGAUGUGGGCGGUGGGUUGGGUGCUACUUUGGCCAUGAUUCUGUCCAAGUACCCAAAUUUACGCGGAAUCAAUUUCGACCAACCACAUGUUGUAGCCGACGGGCUGCAAAUGCCAAAUUUGGAACACGUUGGUGGAGACUUCUUUGCCAGUGUGCCUGAAGCCGAUGCUGUAUUCAUGAAGUGGAUUUUGCAUGAUUGGGAUGACGAACGAUGUGUCAAAAUACUGAAAAACGUCUGGAGAGCUUUACCUCCUCAUGGCAAGGUCAUCAACCUCGACUACGUGUUGUCAGACAACACAGAUCCAUCAAUUGCAACCAAGGUCUCCUUAUACACAGAUAUUUAUAUGAUGGCAUGCAACUCAAAUGGAAGGGAACGUACACUCGCCCAGUUCAAGAGGCUUGCAGCUGAUGCGGGAUUCAAAAGAGUUGAAUUUGUUGCAAAAACAGAUAAUCUGUCAGUUCUGGAGUUUUACAAGGAUUGAUUAUCGCUAUUUGAAUCCGGAAUUUGUUCAUUAUAAAAAUUUUUCAUAGCCAUAAACCAACUUUGUGCUAUUCUUGAUAUGGACAUUACCCACUUGUAAAAGCUGCCAAUGUAAACUUCCGUAGUUUUCAUCAUUGCAAGUACAGCUGGUAGCACGUUAAGAGACCUCGUACUGAGGUCUCGGGUAGCGACUCUGAUCUCUAGUCCAGAGGUACUCAUCACCCCUAGCAAUGUAGCUGUUGGAAUCAUUUUAGCUUUCAAUAAAAUACAACAUAGACUCUGGGAGUUGUCUCUAACGUUCCUGCACAUCAUAUGUAGAUAGCCUUGGUUCCAAAUG